Lepisosteus oculatus (spotted gar) is the source of this 1817-nucleotide messenger RNA. Its product is annotated as tachylectin-2-like. The record is from RefSeq and is a predicted model, not a curated record. NCBI's taxonomy places the organism in Eukaryota, Metazoa, Chordata, Actinopteri, Semionotiformes, Lepisosteidae.
GCCAGUGGGCCUUCACAACAGGGAAGAAGAUUAGAAUCUGACCUCCACCCAAAGUUCUGUUCAAUAACACCAAUUAAAUUUAAUCCCAUCCUGACAAAGCAAACGGAGAAACACACCUUUUCUGCUCUUGAGCCUUCUUCAGGUGCGGGGGACCCGAUCAGAAACACAAUUUACCUAAUCUUCAGCAAGAAACAUCUUAAAACACCAACAGUGCCCCAUCACCUUCACAGGACUUCAGCAUCAGGCAAUAUGAGUGUCUUGCUGUUUGGUGUGGAAAGCUCAGGAUUUGCCCAGAUGGGAUUACCCCCAGUUGACUACAAUGACAGUUUUUAUUACCAUGCAAAACAUGUUGGAAGUCUGAAUGGCUUCUCUCACAUCCUGUUCAGUCCGUCUGGUAUAAUGUAUGCGGUCCGUAAUGCAGACAUCUAUGCAGGCUCUCCUCCAGUGAAUCCGGAUGAAGACUGGCUGACCACUAAAGCAAAGUGUGUUGGCAAAGGAGAAUGGGAUCAGUUUCACUCCCUCUUCUUCCAUCCAGAAGGCAGCCUCUAUGCUGUGACAAAAAGUGGGGAAUUUUACAAGGGUCCCCCUCCCGAGAAUGAGUAUGUGUCCUGGAGGUACAGGGUUGCUACUAAGAUAGGAACUGGAGGAUGGCUUUUCCCUUCUCUGUUCUUUGACCCUGAGGGUAUCCUGUAUGCUGUGACAUCAGAAGGGAAGCUGGUUAAAGGAAAACCUCCAAGUCACAUGAAUCAAGACUGGCUCAGUAAUGCCGGACUUGUUGGAACUGGAGGCUGGGGACAACUUACCCUUUUCAUGGCCUUCUCUCCUGAUGGCAAUCUGUGGUGUGUCUCCAAGGAUAAAGGGAAGAUCUACUCUGCUCCACCACCAGAGUUUGCCACCGAUAACUGGCUUGAAAGAGCCCAGAAUCUUGGCAUUGACUACAAUCGCUACCAGAUACUUGCCUUCACGCAAGAUAAAACCAUUAGCAAAGUUUUAAGCUUAGAUUUUGAGGUCAACAUUGCCAAGAUCCUUUCCAAUGUCCCUCUGACCGUUGGGCAACAUGACUGUGACAACACUGCGGGCACUGUUCCCUACACUGCUACUUUCCAGUUUUCUGAGACUCUUACUCUGGAAAGCUCCUUUUCCCAUGAGCAUGGAUUUACUGUGGCAGUUGGGGCAUCGACAACCUUCAAGGCUGGAAUCCCAAUGAUCGCGGAGAAUGAAACUACAGUCACCCUGGAUGUCAGUACAAGUCAUACCUGGAGGUUUACAGAGACGGAGAGAAAACAGGUUGUAGAAUCAUCUACCUUGACCGCCACGGUGCCCCCUGGGAAGGCAGUGAGAUUCAAGGCUGUUGUUCAGAAGGGAACCCUGGAUGUUCCUUAUACAGCGAAGGUGAUCACAGUCUUUGGAUAUGAAACCACUAUUACUGGAAGAUGGAUUGGAGCUUCAGUCUCCAAAGUGGGAAUAAAGGAAGAAAUCCUUGACCUCUCAAAGUAGCUCAGGCCGAGACCUGUAUGAAGAGUAUUUUUCAGAAUACAUUAUAGGUAAUUGCUAAAAAUGAUGCAAUUAAUGCUUUGGGCUUUUCAUACUCUGCUCUUUUGCAGCAUACCAUUUAUCUGAAAUAUAUAUUCAAAAGUAUUUUUUUGAGUAUCUUGUGGUAGAAAUCCUUUUCUUUACCUCUUACUUUUAAUGAAAUGCUGAAUUUUCACAAUUUUGAAGUAUGACGUAUUGAAUUCUUUCUUUUGGAUGCUUAAUCUGACUCUGAUAUACUGUAUAUUGUAUUUCAGCAGCAUCAAUAAAAUAUUUGGCUGGUUAGU